This is a messenger RNA of Bombus terrestris (buff-tailed bumblebee), 711 nucleotides long. RefSeq lists its product as uncharacterized. The transcript is spliced from 3 exons. The record is from RefSeq and is a predicted model, not a curated record. NCBI's taxonomy places the organism in Eukaryota, Metazoa, Arthropoda, Insecta, Hymenoptera, Apidae. Bases 1 to 711 code for a protein of 236 amino acids.
AUGGUUCCAAGGCAUCAAGAGCCUCAAUUGGUAAAAUUAUUAAUGAAUAAGCUUCGCGGACUCGCGUUUCUCGCCGUAGAAGACUGUCAGAUAAUAAAUUUAAACGAUUUUGGGAACAAAUUGAAAGAUAUGUUCGGCCCGGGAAAAACCGUUAACGAAUAUAGAGGAGAAUUGGGAACAGUAUUUCAACGACCAGGAGAAGAUAUAUUAGAUUAUAUGGACCGCGUCAGAAAUCACAGGCUGGCAAUAAUGGACGGGGAAAGGUGCGAGUAUGGUACCAUAUCGCAAGAUAUUCAAAAAACGAUAGAUUGGGGUACAAGGGGAACUCCCAAACGAAAUGUAUUUGCAGGAUUGCAAGGAGGAGAACUAUCCGACUAUCUGGACGACAUAGUGAUUAAUUCAGGAUCUCUUCAUAAACAGGAAAGUAAAUUUAACGAGUUAAUGGAAAGAUUAAGACAGGUCAGGGUACGAUUACAGCCUGAUCCAAAGAUGAUCGGAGCAGUAUCAAAAUUUCCACGACGAAAGAAAAACAUCAAACAAUUUUUGGGACUUGCAGGAUACUAUAGAAGAUUUGUACCAAAUUUCUUCAAAAUCGCAAAAACGUUAACGCAAUUAUUGAAGAAACACAUCACCUUUAAAUGGUUGCAAAAUCAAGAAAAUGCGUUCAACAAUUUAAAAACAGCAUUAAUGACAAAACCUAUUCUACUGUAG